Siniperca chuatsi (mandarin fish) is the source of this 2580-nucleotide messenger RNA. It is a transcript of the gene kynu, whose product is annotated as kynureninase. Gene Ontology annotation, biological process: NAD+ biosynthetic process. The record is from RefSeq and is a predicted model, not a curated record. The transcript is spliced from 14 exons. Gene Ontology annotation, molecular function: pyridoxal phosphate binding; kynureninase activity. Lineage: Eukaryota; Metazoa; Chordata; Actinopteri; Centrarchiformes; Sinipercidae. Gene Ontology annotation, cellular component: cytoplasm. The coding region runs from base 253 to 1638 and encodes 461 amino acids.
UUUUUUUUUGCAGAACUUCACACUGUAUUUCUGCCUGCCUGACGACACUUAAUAACAGGAAUUAGUCUGAUCCAUAAAGAGUUAAAGGACAUGUUCAGCUCUGGUUUUGUCGUAGGCUUGAAGUUGAUUUAUUAGACCAAUGAUUAACUUUAGGCUGCACACACAGAGGUUAAAGAGCAUUUCCAGUGCAGAGGACUCACUCAGAAACUGGUGUCUGCGGAGAGGAGGCUCAUCUGCAAACCUCUCACAGUCAUGGACCCGUUCAUCGGCUCAACUCCGAGAGAAACUUUGAUGCGAGUUUCAGCCUCGCUGGGCUGCAGCCCGACCUCUGCAGAAGUGGCCUCAUACCUCGACGAACAGGACGCGCUGAGACAUCUCAGAGAGAAAUUCCUGGUGCCCAAAAUUGCAGAUUUGCCUCCUUCUGACCUCUCGCUGGUCGACGGUACCAAAGAAUGCAUCUACCUUGUGGGAAACUCGACGGGGCUUCAGCCCAAAAUGGCCAGGAAGUACCUGGAAGAGGAGCUGGACAAGUGGGCCAAAAUGGGAGUCCAUGGUCACACAGAGGGCUCUCGACCGUGGGCGUGGGCUGAAAACAACAUAGAGGACCUCAUGGCUAAUGUUGUUGGAGCUAAAACUGAGGAGGUGGCACUGAUGAAUGGCCUGACAGUUAAUUUACACCUUCUAAUGCUUUCCUUCUACAAACCCACAGCAGCUCGGCACAAAGUCCUUCUAGAGAACAAGGCCUUUCCCUCAGACCAUUACGCUGUAGAGUCUCAGAUCCGACUGCGAGGAUUCGACCCUCAGAAGAGCAUGCUGCUGCUGUCACCCAGACCGGGAGAAGAGACUCUGAGAACAGAGGACAUCCUGGAGGUGAUCGAGAAGGAGGGCGACUCCAUCGCUGUGGUGAUGUUCAGCGGAGUCCAGUAUUACACGGGCCAGCUGUUCGACAUGGCCGCCAUCACUGAGGCCGGCCAGAGGAAGGGCUGUUACGUGGGUUUCGAUUGUGCCCACGCUGCGGGAAACGUCGAGCUGAAGCUGCACGACUGGGGCGUCGACUUCGCCUGCUGGUGCUCCUACAAGUAUAUAAAUUCAGGUGCCGGUGGUCUGGCUGGGGCUUUUAUCCACGAGAAACAUAAAGACACCAUCAAACCUGCGCUGCUGGGAUGGUGGGGACACGACCUGAAAACUCGGUUCCAGAUGAAUAACGUGUUGGAGCUGCAGCCCGGAGUGAGCGGCUUCAGACUGUCAAACCAGCCCAUCCUGCUGGUCUGCCCCCUGCAGGCCAGUUUAGAGGUGUUUAACAUGACCAGUAUGCAGGCGUUGCGCAGGAAGUCCCUCCUGUUGACAGGCUACCUGGAGUACCUGAUCCAGCAUUAUUACAGCCAGGACCCCACCCAGCCCGACAAAGCCCACGUUCGCAUCAUCACGCCCUCUGACCCUCAGCAGAGAGGCUGUCAGCUCUCACUCUCCUUCUCUGUCCACAUCCGAAAGGUCUUCCAGGAGCUGGAGAAGAGGGGCGUCGCUUGUGACAUGAGGGAGCCCAGCGUGCUGCGAAUCGCUCCGGUGCCGCUCUACAACUCCUUCAGCGAUGUUCAUCGCUUCGUAGAAGCACUUGGAUCAGCUCUAAACGAAUGCUAAAUGUAAAAAUAAUCAGGUGAUUUUUCUUUUCCUUGGCUAGGCUCUUUCUUUCAAAGAGACAAAAUAUAUAUAUAUAUAUUUUAUUCACUAUACUCUUUCCACUUAGCCACAGACUGCAUUUGUUCUGCUUUUGAAAACAUUGCAAAUUCAAAAUAAUAGCUACCCCAGUCCCUUGCCCUUGUGACCCUCCUCUCGCAGCAUGGGGUUUGCAAAUGACAUGAUUUUGGGGGAAAAAUCUGAUGAAGCCCCUUUUUCCUUCCCCAUUACACACAUGAGUUAGCCGACAGUCUUCCCCUCACCAAUUAACACCUACUUUAUUAUAACGUUGACUUCUCCCUAAUGUUCUUGCAUGUGUUUAUGCACUAUUACCUUGACGGAUGCCUAUUCCACGAUUAGACAUAAUUGGCAUAUCAAUAUGCAAAACCUAAAUGGAUUAACCUUCUUUAAAACUAAUGAGCACUUGGGUGCCCAGCUGGGGAAUGGACCAGAAUUAGCAUUUGUCAUCUUUUUGGGGUGAUGUGAGAAUAAAUAAUUGAAGAGAGGCUGCUGGGUAUUGUCUUUCCUUGGGCCACUUAAGCUUGACUGUACUGUUUAAAAAGAAUAAGGGAAUAUGCACAUUUACUGUCUUAAUGAUGACGUACAGUGUCUGAGGACAAAAAUACAAAGAAGCUGUUUUGAUCAAAAUGGAACACGUAAAAAGAUAACUUUGCAUGAAAAAAGUAGCAUGGUGUGAUUUGUUUGUGAAACCGGCUUAUUGAACUUGUGAUACAUUUGAUAUAUAGGUAGGCCUUAUUGUGUGCUGGCUGGGUAUUGCUUUUUUUGCUGGAUGUUUUAGUAAUUGAGUUGUGUAGUAGUUUCUUUUCCAACAUUUUAAAAAUAGUUGUAAAAGAGUGUUUCUUCAUGUUUCUUAACAUAUUAAAAACUGUUUUGUGCAAAAAGCCA